This is a messenger RNA of Emiliania huxleyi CCMP1516, 1846 nucleotides long. RefSeq lists its product as hypothetical. The coding region runs from base 50 to 1564 and encodes 504 amino acids. Gene Ontology annotation, cellular component: mitochondrion. The transcript has a single exon. The record is from RefSeq and is a predicted model, not a curated record. Gene Ontology annotation, biological process: lipid metabolic process. Lineage: Eukaryota; Haptophyta; Isochrysidales; Noelaerhabdaceae. Gene Ontology annotation, molecular function: heme binding.
GCUGUUGCUGUCGGCGCCGCCGUUCCACAUUUCCUCCUCGCGUAGCUCCAUGGGCAAGGGCGGCGAGCGCCCGGCCGAGUGCGACUGGGCGGCCGCGGGCGCGUCGACCAGUGGUGCUUCUCGCGCAGCCUGCGCAUCAGGUGCGAGCUCGAGCUGGCAGUCGCCGAGGCGUUUUUGGCUCGAGCAGUACUGGCGCCUCGACGGUGUCCGCCGCUCGUCCCGCCCGGACGCCUCGGCGGGCGCGGGCGCCGCGCGCGAGGCGGUGUGGUCGUCGGGCGUGCCCUUCUACCCGCCGUCGACGCGGCUCUGGCGGAUCGGGGGCAGGUGGUACGACUUUGAGCCCUUCCUGAAGCUCCACCCGGGCGGCGCGGAGGUCCUCCGGCUGGCGCGCGAUCGCUUCGAGGACUCGACGUACGCCUUCGAGGCGCACCACCACAACUAUGCGCACGCGCGCAAGGUGAUAGCAAAGUACGAGGUGCCCGCGCCCGCCGAGCUGCUGCAGCGGCCCGAGGGCGCCGUCGUGCCUGGCGCGGGGGGCGACGGCGGCAUCACCACGCUGCCCGCGCUGCUCGACGACGACGCCUUCUACUCGGUCGUCCGGCGGCGGCUGGCGGCCCACCUGCGCUGCGUCCGCUGCCCGGCGGGCGGGCCGACGCGCGAGUGCGUCGUCUUCUUUUGGGCGACCUUCGCGGCCUUCGUCGGCGCGUGGGGCCUGAUGUGGGCGUCGGGCUCCGUGGCGGCGGCGCUCCUCUUCGGCGUGGUGGCCGCCGUGCUCGGCGCAUUUGGCCACAACUGGGUGCACCAGCCCGCGUACCGGCUGCACUCGUACCUGUCGCUCGACACGGUCGGCUUCAGUUCGACGGGCUGGUUCCGCGAGCACGUGCUGCAGCACCACAUGUACACAAACACUCCGUGGGACAACCACUUCCGGGGCACCGAGCCCUUCCUCGUCACCGACCCGACGGUGCCGCGCCACUGGCUCCAAGCGUGGGUCAUGCCGUACGCCAAUCCGCUCGUCCUCACGUUUGGGCUCUACGGCAACUACGUCGACCACUGCGUCAACAUGGCCAAGGGCAGCGAGGAGUGGCGGCCGACCAAGGCGAUCCUCCCGCUCAACAUCGCGCUCGUCGUGUGGCGGUGGGGGCUGCUCCGCGGCGCGGCCCUCACGUACGCCUGGACGGCGGCGCUCGGACUCUGGUACUUCACGAUGGCGCUGAUGAACCACAACGCGGAGCACACGCACGACGUGGAGCGGCGGAACAAGGCGCGCGACUGGGGCGAGGCGCAGCUCGUCUCGUCCGCCGACUGGGGCGUGCAGCUCCCCUUUCGGCGCGCGUGGGUCUACCUGUGGCUCAACUACCACACGGUGCACCACCUCUUUCCGCGCCUCGACUUUUCACACCACCACGCGGCGCAGCGGAUCCUGAUGGAGACGUGCGCGGAGCUGGGCGUGCGGUACGUGGCGGCCGACUCGCCGUGGGAAAUCUACAAGCAGAUGGUCCGCAGCUUCGCCACGCCGCGCUCGCUGUACAAGAGCAUCAGCGUGUACGGCGGCGAGAUUUGAGCGAUAGGGGGAGAAGAGGCGGCCGGCCGCGCGAGUCGCCCUCGCAGCGCGCCAGACGGAUAGUGCGAGGAGAGAGAGCCAAAAGGUAGGCGGAGGCCAAACAGUCGAUGGGAGAGAGAGGGAGAGAGAGAGAGAGUAGGCGAGCGCACGGGGUGAGCGGAGGGAGCACUGAGACUUAUGACUCAGAGGCUCGUCCGCGCUCGCACUUCAGACCCGCAGCGGCGGGAGCAGUGGCAGCGUGACAUGUUGGUGUUAGUUUCCUUAACGUCUAUUCGUGGCAAC